Messenger RNA from Amphibalanus amphitrite, 708 nucleotides. RefSeq lists its product as uncharacterized. NCBI's taxonomy places the organism in Eukaryota, Metazoa, Arthropoda, Thecostraca, Balanomorpha, Balanidae. Bases 1 to 708 code for a protein of 235 amino acids. The record is from RefSeq and is a predicted model, not a curated record. The transcript is spliced from 2 exons.
AUGAAUAAGACGGGCAGUAACGUAACUGAGAUUGAACAGUUUAAACUCAAACGCACUAGGGAGCGCACAAAGGCCACAAAAUUAACAAACGAGUUAAAGUCUCUAUUCUCCCAAGUCCAUGGAGAUAGCGACAGCAUCGCGCGAUACGAGCUCGACUACAGCAUCGAGAUCGGAGAGGGCCACCUGGAAGUGCUGGAGAACCUGGAGUCGGAGCUGAAGGCGCUGGGCGUUGAAGAUGAGUCGGCGCACAUCGCAGACCUCCACAAGGCCAUCGGUCUCGGGAAGCGCCUCCUGGCGCGAACGGAGCAAGCCGAGGCCUCUCCAGUUCCAUCUGCGCCUCCGGCGAUGUUCAAGCUGGACAUCACCGUGCCCAGGUUUAAAGGUGACCUGCUGGCCUGGCCAGAGUUCUGGGAGAUUUUCAAGGCCUACGUUCACACCAACAGGGGUUACUCCUCUGUUCAGAAGCUCUGCUUCCUGCGUCAGCAUCUCGAUGGACUUGCAGCCCGUGCGAUUCAGGGACUACCGCUGACAGCCGACUACAUGGUGGCUGUGGAGAUCCUCAAGGACCGGUUCGGGAAGGACGACAUCCGCAAGGACCUCCUCAUCACCAAGCUUCUGAACCUGCCGGCCGUCACCAGCGCGGACAACCUCAAAGCUCUGAGGCGCUUGGUGGACGAGGUGACGGCAGGUGAUCCCACCACCUGCUGA